Sphaeroforma arctica JP610 is the source of this 210-nucleotide messenger RNA. RefSeq lists its product as hypothetical. The transcript has 2 exons. The coding region runs from base 1 to 210 and encodes 69 amino acids. NCBI's taxonomy places the organism in Eukaryota, Ichthyosporea, Ichthyophonida. The record is from RefSeq and is a predicted model, not a curated record.
AUGGAAGUUUCAGACGCCGAUGGUCGAGUCAUUGAUAAAUUUGUCUUAAAGGCCGGUACCGCUAGCGGCUUCAAGCUCAAAGGAAAGUAUCUUGAGCCAGUAGACCAGUCCCAGGGUGUAGGGAUGCGGGUACCCGCAGCGCACUCAGCCAAAAAUGUGGGCGACACUGAAUUUUACGAAGUUUUGUUCCAACAUCCUCCGGACAAUUGA